CACGCCAUGUGCCAAUGGAGAAGUUACAAGUAAAACGGUACUUUGACAUUAAUCGAAAUACCUGUGUUUAAAAUAAUUGUUUACGGUGACAAGAGAAGAAACGAUCGAGAUACCAAUCGAUCGAAUAUAUUAAUUUUAACCGCAAAAUAACAUAAAUAAAAGAAAAAGGAAUUAGAACAUACCUUCGGCUAUGCUAUCCGAUCUUGGAAAGGAAGCAGAAUUCUAGAUUAAAGAAACAUAGCAAUUAUAUAAGAAGGUGAAACCAGUGUUGAAAAUAUUGGCUGUGCAUUAAUCGCACCAUCUGUCGGCGCCAUCUGUAACAAUUACUUCCGUUAGUUCUUCCUCCUCCCAUCAGGUGUAUUAUGUAGUUACACCAUAUACUCGGCAUAACAUUUUCAUUCCUUGCUGACGAGAAUUAAAUGUGAGUUUUGUAUAAAUUUUUGUCUGAAAAAUUUUGUAAUAUUCCUCGAAAUACGAUGCUAUUAAUUUAUUAAGUGUAAUUUAUCUUACGCGAACGAAGAAAUUCUGAUGAAGUAAGAAAUGGCACAGAUUUCUAAUUCAAACGUGUUUACAAACGAUGCUGCCUCUUCGACUAGUACAUCCGAUCUUUUACAACAAGCAUUCCAACAAGUUGUUGACGAUGAUGAUAAUGAAAGUGAUUUCGUUGCGUUUUUGCAAAACGAUGAAAAUGAUUCUCAAACAAUUCAUCUAACUUCGGAACAGGCAGCUGCAUUAGGUUUAACUUUCGAGAUAAACUCCAACGAAGAGGUUAUAUAUCAACAAAAUCGAGGUAGCGUUAUCCCGAAUACAACAAAAAUUACGGCAAAUGAUAAUUGUAAAACAGAAGAUGUAAGCUCGGUAUCUCCACGGGAUACUUUUACGGAUGAAGAUUUCAAUUUCGAAACGGCCCAAGUUCAAAAUGAUGAUGGCAUUAGUGAUAUAGUUAAGUCCGAGUGUAUGGACUAUUCAGAAUGGCAAAUACAGGAGGAUUCUCCUAAUGAAAAAUUGCAAAAUGAGACUGUUGCAAAUAGUUUGACUUUAGGAAACAUUUGCUUACAAAAUCAAACCAUUAAUACCCAGGCGCAAACAUUGGAAGUAAAAAACAAUUCUAUUCAGAUUAAUUCCAAUGCACAGAGAAUAGUUUUAGAACAACCAAAGGUACAUACAAUAAUGACAGAUAUUAGGCAGAUUAAAUCUGAAGAUAAUUCGCACUAUAUGGUAGAAGAUAACUUAGCACAAAAUCAACCGAUGAAUAACGUAUCCAAUUCUCAAGCACAAAUCCUGCAAAAGUUACCGAUACUUUUGCCGUCUUCGCAAUUCAUUAUAAAACCUGCGCAAACGAUAUUAAAGCCAGCCAAAAAUGUUAAAUUAAUACAAAACAUUAACAAACUUACAAAUACUAAUUUAAAUUCCAUCAAUGGAAUGCAAUCGAUCAACAUGAAUUCAAGUUCUAAUUCUGUUUUACUUUCAAAAGCGGCAGUGAUCAAUACAUUAUCACCGCAAAUAAUAAAAGCAACCCCUAUUACGGCUCAACUUUUGAACACAAAUAAUGUAUCGGCACAGUUAUUAAAUACAUCUCACAUUAUAACAGGAAGCUGCGAAAUUGGAAAUCAUACAAACACUCCUCAGAUCGGCAAUACUGUGGUAAAUAGCACACCCGUAUUACCACAAAAUAUAGCUACUUCACAAAUAAGAAUAUCACCUGCGAUAAAAACUACACAAUCAUCGUUACAAAAAAGUAAUAUAUCUCAGCUUCUAACGCCUAUGUUAAAGAGUGCUACUACUAUAACUAAAACAGUACCAAAAACUGCUCAACUUAUUAAUAAUGCAAAUAUAAGCCCAGCGAUGUCUACAGAACUUAAGCCAGUUCAAGUUCCUACACAAAUAAUUAAGGCAUCAUCAUCAUCAGUGAUGGGAAAAAAGAGUUUAGUAACGCCAAUGACAAAAAUUAUAACGCAGACAAAUUCUCCAGUUAUUUUUAGAACUGCAUCGAUCGUUAAAACGCAAGAUUCCAAAACAACGAUGACUAAUUCAACUUCUAUAUUAAAACCAACACAAACCUCAUCAACACCUAUAUCUAUCUUGAAACCACAGACUAAAGUGGCUUUUCAUAAUUAUACUAAACAAAAUCAAACUGUUACAUUAAAUACUAGUAAUUUGACUACCAACAUACCAAAUUUGUCACAAACGACACCAGUUCUGCAACAGAAUGGUUCAUCGGACAAAACAAAAUCUGUCCAAAAUGGUAUUUUUAAACAAAAGAUUAAUUCAUCCAUAAAUGGAGCAUGUCUUAAGAUAAAUAAAAAAUCUAAAGGGAUACCUACUACAAGAUCUACAACAAUUGUCUCAGAAACAGCAGAUACAUCUAAACCAUUGGGAUCCAGUGAAAAUCCUAUACAAAUAGUACAACAAGGUCAUCAUUUUCACAGCAUACAACGGCUUUCACCAACUCAGUUGAAACAAAUCGCUCACGUAUUGCAACAGCGCAGCCAAGAAACAAGUAUAUCUAAUGAGAGAAUCGUCUAUAGGUCGGUUAUAUCAAUAAGGAUAAGUAGUAGUGAGCAGCGAGAAAAAAAACUAUUUAAAUAUUUUUACAAAUUAAUUAAAACUUGUGCAUUUUUAUACAGGGUAGUGUUUCCAGAAGAAUUAGAUUUAAGAUUGAAAAAUCCUGGAACCUUAAUAAAAAAUCGUGGUGGUAAACGAGGACGACCAAAAAAGAAUACUAUUAGGCCCUCUCUGAUCCCAUCGAAAACAGCAGCGGUUCCUGAGGAAGAACAAGUAGAAUUGAAGGAUGACAGAAAAAAAGUUAUAGCCAGAACACGUUCUGGUAGACUUUCAAGACCACCGAGACAUAUGGUACGAGAUUACAAACAUUUACACCAUUCAGAUUUUUUACAACCAGAUUUGGAUGAUUCGGAUGGCGGCUACAGUGACUAUAAUACAAACAAUGACAAAAUUGAAGAUGAAGAGUCACCUAAGGAACUUUUAACAGGAUUGGAAGUACCAAAGAGAAAAAUAUCAGAUCAUUUCAGAUGUCCUACAUGUAACAAAAUAUAUCUGGGAAGAACACGCAUGGCAAGGCAUUUUGAAAUGCAUCCUGAUCAUGGUAGUCCCGAACAACUACCACCACCUACACCUGAUCCUGAACUUAAACAAAAUGUUAAUCAAGAUCCCUUAAAACGUAAGGGGAAAAAAAGAGGGCCAUGGGCUUAUGUUACACCUGAAGCUAAAUCAGAACGGCGUAAAGUUAAGCUAAGAGAAGCAAUUUCGGUAUGUGAAGAUACUGAAAUAAUAAAAAUAGCCGCAAAGCCGGUACUUAAUGCACAAUCUCUAUAUGAGUUACUAGUUUUAAAAUCUGAAAACAAUGUUAGAAAUUUUUUACAAGAGGUAAAACAAUUGAUGGAUAAAAUAAGAGAGAAAGUUGGCGAAAUGUUAUCUUUAGCAAAUACUGAUAAAGGAUCGGACAAAGAUUUAAUAGAUAUUAACGAAGAAUUGCUUUGUGAUGCCUUGGGUGUUAAUCCUGGAUUAUAUAAAAUCAAUAAUGACGCAUUAAAGAGUUACGACGAAGAAACUUCGAACAUUUACAUAAACGAGGAACCACCAGUAAAGUUACGAAAAACAGGAAAUUCUGAAGAAUCUAAAGAAAACAAUGAAGAAAGGAUGUCUAGUGGAUUUUCAGAGAGUUCAGAUCUUAGUAUAUCAGAUUUUCUUAGUGAAAGGAGAACUGAUUCGGCAUCAAACCCGACGUGUCCAGAAGUAUUGUCGGCCUUAACAUUAAUGAGAAGAAAUCCUACUUCUAUCAAUAAUGUUGAUAGCAAUAAGGCUAAUAAUGUUUCUAAACUUUUAAUUUCAAGUCCUGAAAUUCAAAAUCAAAUUUCGGAGAAUCCAGGAUUUCAAAAAAUCGAUAUUAAUACAACCAAAGUUCCAAAAUUCCAAACUUCAGAAUCUCAUAAAGAUAAUUUUACUAAAUUAACCGAUAAUUUAGGACCAUCCAGUAAUUGUGAAAUUUUUGCCAAAGUAGAAAGUAAUUACGAUCAAUCGAAAUUGGAACAUAUAGAUAAAGCCUUUAUAAAAUUAGGACCUGUGGAGCAAGAUUUGGUGAAGCUUGAAAAUGGCACUUUGGGGUCAUACGAAAAGCAAAGUAUUCAAAGUUUGGAUAAAAUUCAAAGUGACUUGAAUAAUAUAGAAGAUGGCUCUCAGAGCUUCGCUAAAGGUUUUCAAAAAUUGGUUUCUAAAAUAGUACCUAUGAGUACCUCAAAUUUAAAUUGUGGUAAAGUCCAAAGUUCUACAUUAGAUACAAGUCCAUGUAAAAUAUUACCUGCAGCUUCAAUUUGUAAAGCUUCAGACAGUAUAUCCGUGUUACAAGAUACAGUACCAAUUAUUUCUAAUAAUUGUGAUACUAAUAUAUUUGAUAGUACAGAAAAUUUGGAUAUGUCAAAAGUAGCUCAAUACGAUCAUAUUACGCAUUUAGAUAUUUUAAAUAGUAGUAGUGUGAUAGACAAAAAUCUUUUAAUUGACGAAAAGUUAGUUGAACAAUUACACUUGGUAGAUCAAACAAACUUGGUCGAUGAGUUAGUAUCGGAACGAUUAAAAAAUAUUAUGCCUGAUAAUAUUUUAGAAGGUAAUAUCAUACCAAAUAAUACAAAUUUAGAUACAGAUCUUGAUUUUGAAGCACUGAGCGAAGAAUUUAAUAGAAAUGCUAGAAGUUGAUUUUUAGACCAUCGCGUGAAUGAUGGUAUUAUACUAAAUAAAGUUAUUUGUACAGUGUAUAGUAAUAUUAGAGAUACAGUACAAUUAUUUGAAUUUGUAUAUGAAACGAAUGUAUUUUUGAUGAUUGCUACACGUUUCUUUUCUAUAAACUUUAUGUAUGAAUUUGCAUUAGUUCAAAAUAGAACAUAACAUUUUUUUAGAUCAUUCGUAUGUUUCUUUUGCUAUAGGCAAUUGUAAAAAUGUACAAUAUCAUUCAGUUUAAUGUAUAUAUAAAUAUAAUACUUAGAUAUACAUAGUUAUAUAAAAAAAAAAAAGAAGAAAAAAGGAAAAAAGAAAAAAAAGAAAAAAAUAUUUUCUUGUACAUUAAAAAAAUACACAUCCAAAAGUUAUCUUUUGGAUUGUAAAAUGUAUACAAAAUGUUGCUAUUAGACAAAAGUUUUAAAAUUUAUGACUGUCUAAUAGCUUUGAAUUUUGUCAAUAAUAGUUCAACUACUAUUUUAGCAAUAUUAAUGAAGAAAAAUUUCUUCAACGAAAAGAAAAAAGAACGGGAGAAUAAAUUGAUUAAGAUGAACAUUUCAUUUUCGUCCAAGCAAUAAGAUUUUCAUAUAUAAUUGGACUUGUGUUAAAAUUUAAUUUUUAUUUUAAUAUAAUAUUAAUUAUUUUAAUAUUUUUGUGUUGUUUGAUCUUUUUGCAUUAAUCUUAAUAUUAUCUUUUCAUAUUAUUCUUUAUCAUAAAUUUUUGCAGUUAUAAAAUGAUCAUACCUAUUGUUAAAUACAUGUAAUUUUCUAAUGCAUUUAACUAAAUUGUAUAUAUCUAAUGAGGAAGUUAUAUAUUUCACCAAUAAUUCUUUCAUCACAAAUAAUAGUUUUAUUUUUCAAUUAAAAAUAUAUAAAUAUCUAAAUAUAAUAAUGAUAAUAUGAUAAGCAAUUUUUAAUAAAUUACAUUAAAAAAUUAUAGAAGACAAUGUGGACAUUUUCAAGCAAAGGAGAUUUUAUCCUCUUUUCCUAUUACUGCGUAAAAUAAUUCUCUAUGUAUUUAUCUGUAAAUAUGUAUUUAAAAUUUUUUUUAGAUAUGAAGCAAAAUAUUUACAAUAAGUCAUGAGAUGUACAUGUAAUUAUGUGUGAUUCUAAUUAAUGCUAUGAUAUAGAAAAAUGCUUAAAUAUUUAUGCGUAAGAUUCAUACUUCUUCCUCUUAUAUAUAUAUUUAUAUAU
Messenger RNA from Vespa velutina, 5921 nucleotides. RefSeq lists its product as uncharacterized. NCBI's taxonomy places the organism in Eukaryota, Metazoa, Arthropoda, Insecta, Hymenoptera, Vespidae. The record is from RefSeq and is a predicted model, not a curated record. The transcript has 3 exons. Bases 541 to 4710 code for a protein of 1389 amino acids.